UUGAGUUGUCCAAGUGGCUGCAAGUUUUGAUGUUGUGAUAUAGAAACGUCAAAAUGUGAAUUCUAAGCGAAGUUUAAAGCCACUAGUUGUAUUUCAAGGUGUUUUUGUAGUUUACAAAUUCCGUUUUAUACGCUUUAUAAUGGGGUCUUCGACGCAAGAAGCAUGCUAUUUAGCGCUUCUUGCUUUAGCAGAAGAAUUUCGUACGAUGAAUCCACCAAACAUUCGAAACUGUAUCCAGUGCUUGUGUGCGAUUUUUAAUUUGAAACAACCACCAAAAAUUGAAGCGAGAACUCAUUUGCAACUUGGAAAUAUAUUGCUUCAACAUACCAAAAAUACAGAUCUUGCCCAGUCUCACCUAGAAAAAGCAUGGUACUUAUCACAAAAUCUAGCGGGUUUUGAUGAUGUCAAGUUUGAAGCUGCCAGUGUUUUGGCUGACUUAUAUGAAAAGAAGAAUCAAAUGCACAUGGCCAAAUCUAUGGUUGGUAAAGCUGUGGAAAUAUCUCAGCAGUCUCCAUUUUGGCAUUCUAGGCUUCUAUUUCAACUUGCACAUUUUCAUGCAAGUGAAAAAGAAUAUGCAGCAGCCUGCAGUGUAUUAGGCGUUGGAGCUGAAUUUGCUCACAUUUCUGGAGCUCAGUAUACUCGUAUACUUUUCUUGCUGAGCAAAGGGAUGCUCCUGAUGAUUGAUCGAAAGCUCCAAGAGGUCCACCAGGUGCUCACACUAGCUGGGCAGUUAGUGGAAGCUUGGCAGGGAAGCACUGCCCAGAAAGAGGCCCUCAAGGUGUUUUUCCUGGUUUUACAAGUUUGCCAUUACCUUACAGCUGGACAGGUUAAAAGUGUAAAACCUUGUCUGAAGCAGUUGCAGCAAGGCAUUCAAACAAUUACAUCAUUACAUGCUGAUGAGGAAGUUAUUCCUACUAACCCAGGUGACAUGUUUCAAUGGAUGCCCAAGGAGCAUAUGUGUGUCUUGGUAUAUUUGGUUACAGUCUUGCAUUCAAUGCAGGCUGGUUAUAUGGAUAAGGCUCAGAAAUAUACUGAUAAAGCCUUAAUGCAAAUUGAGAAGCUAAAAAUGAUUGACAGUCAUCCAAUUCUGCAUUCUUUCCAAUUGUUACUUUUGGAGCACAUCGCAAUGUGUAGACUUGUAAUGGGCAAUAAAACACUGGCAAUCCAAGAGGCUUCCCAUGCCCUACAAAUAUGCAAACAAGAGCCAAGACUUUUUGUUCGGCACCGGCCACAGAUUAAUGCCUUGCUGGGUUUGUAUGCUAUGUCAAUGAAUUGUAUGGAAGCUGCUGAAGCUCAGUUUGGGACAGUAGUGAGAAGCAAUGCUACCAGCGAGUUGCGUAUUCUUGCCAGUCUUAACCUGGCUAUAGUAUACCUUAGAAGCAAGCGGGAUCAUGAAUUAGUUGAGUUAUUGUCUCGACUAAAUCCAGAAACAUUACCUUUAGUAUCUCAUAGCUUAAGAGCUGCUGCUUAUUAUGUUCAUGGUUUGAAUGCAUUCUUCCAAGCUCGUUAUAAUGAUGCAAAACGCUACUUAAGAGAAACUUUGAAGAUGGCGAAUGCUGAAGACUUAAAUCGGCUAACAUCUUGUUCAUUGGUUCUGUUGGGACAUAUUUUCUUCUCACUUGGAAAUAGCAGAGAAAGUAUGAAUAUGGUAACACCAGCUAUGCAACUUGCCAGUAAAAUUCCAGAUGUUCAUGUUCAACUCUGGGCUUCGGCUCUUUUAAAAGAUCUGUAUCGUCUCACUGGAGACAUGUUACGUGAACAAGAGGCCAUUCAAACUCAUAGCAAUUUUUCACAACUUUUGUUAAAAGAUCAUUUUCAGGCAUCUCAACUUCCUGAGCACAGUUUAAUACAGUGGAUUGAAGGUGAUCCACCUCUUCUACCCGUGCAACCUCAAACUCCUGCCACAUCUCUUCUGUGAAGAACACAAACAUGUGGAUCUCUGAUGUGCCUUGUGAAUGUUUUCCAUCGUAAGACUAACAAGCACAAAUGUUCAUUUUUCAUCUCUGAUUAGCCAUUAUUUGUAAAAUCUCACUCAUCAGAAACUAUCCAAAUGAACUUACCAUGCUUGAUUUUACCAAGCAGCAUUUCUCUACCAUUUCUGUAUCCCUCCUUGGCAAGAAUGGAUCCUUCAUUUUGCUUCCCUGUAUAGUUGCAUCUAAUAGCAUGAAAAUAAGGACUUUUAUCAUUUUUUAAACAUUUUUAUUUUCAUAUGAUAUCAAAGCUUAUUGUUUAUUUAAAACAAUAUAUUCUAAUUUUUAUUGAAAUGUAAACAUAGCAGAUUAUAUUUUUUCAGUGAUUUUUGUUACUAUUGUAGCAUAAAAUAUAUGUAUUUUCCACUUACCUGUAAUAUUUAAAUAUCUCUGUACUAUAGGCGCCAUUAGCGUUUCACAUUUGCUUAUACCUAAAUUAUUUUAAAGAUUGUGUGUGUUGUGUAUUUUAAAAUAUCUGUGUAUUUUUAAUAAUAAUUCCCUUUUAAGUAGUUUUGGUAUAAAAUUAAAAGUUCUUAAAAUCUAAAAAGAAAUUUUUUUUGUUAAUAUUAUGGGUUGUGAAGACAGAAAUAUUCAUUCAAUAAAUUUCUUUGACAGUUGAAUUCAAAAUUGCAAUACUAUUUUGGUUAUAAUGUUUUCACUGUAAUAUUUAAUGAAUUCUAUAUUAGUAUUUAAUGCUUGGAUUUAAACUUGCUAAAAAUCUAUAAGAGUAAUCUUUAACUAUUAAAAAUAAAGUGUCAAGCUAUUAAAUUUAAAAGAAAUCUAUAUGUUGUCAUACACUAUAGUGUUGUUAGCAUGAUAGCAUAAUCAUGAUAUUUUUAUGUUUUCAUUUAUAUCUGCAGCAGAGGUUCGAAUACAACAAUUUCUUUUCCGUAACAAUUUGUAAUAUGUUAAGCAUAAAGUAUGUUGUGUGUACAAAUGUUUAAAAAUAAUUGAACAGAAAUUAUAAUUAUUGUAUAUACUUUUUAAUUAUUGGAUAUUCAGUCCAUUUUAGUAUUUAUUAAUUAAAAAUUAUCAUUAAAAUUAAAAAUAAUUUAUAUUUAUACAUGUUUUUUUCCUUUCUAUGUGAAUUAUAGUUUUCUUUUGGUGCCUGAAAUUUUAGUAUAUAUUUUAUUUCUAUUCAUUUCUUAAAAUUUUAAGUCUGAACCUUAAUAUCAGAUACAUUGCAUUGUCAAAACUAAGAGAUAACUGAAUAUGAUAAACAAUAUUAUCAUAUUCAGUUAAAAUAUUAUCGCAGUCAUACCACUGGUGCCUGAAACCUUCAAUAAAUGUUUUGGAAUGAAAAUAUAAAGUUUGAAAUAUAUGUAUCCAUUAAUAAAACAAUAGUAACAAUAGAAAAUACAUUUAAUGAAACACUUGUAAGAAAUUUGAUGAUAUUGGGAAGCAUUUAUUACUUUUAGGUAGUGGGAAGUCAUGCAAUAAAACUAUGUUAAUACUUCUACUAGUUAAGUCAUCUUAAACAAAACAUUGUCAGAUUUUUUUUUACAAACUUUGCUGCAGAAAUAGAUUUUUAUUAAAUCAAAACUUUUUUUUUUACUGUUAAGUGCCUAUGAGGUCAAGAAAUGCUUUUUAGAUAUUAGUACUUUUUCUCUUUAAGGUAAUUUGUGAGCAAUCAUUUAAAAAGAAAAAAAUUGAUUGCAUUAUUAAUUCUAAAAUUUUAAUAUGUAUAGUAUUUUAAAAAGCUCCUCCCGCAGAAUCCUUUGUAUUUUGCAUAUAUAAAACAAUUGACAAAAAUUAGUGCAAUGUUUAAAAAAAAAAGUUGAAAAUACUCUUUAAAAAAUUUAAUUUUGUGGAGGUUUGUGAUUUUAAUCUAUACAGUUAGUGAGACUUGAAUAUUUUCACUGAUUUGAAAUUUGCCACCUUAUAAAAAUGCCAUUUAGUAGAAUUUAAAUUUCUAAUGAAAUUAGACUGUUUAUUUCGGUUCUAAUUUUACAUUAAAUUCAUUAUUAUGAUAAUAAAUAUAUAUCAAUAUUGGGUUGAAGCAUAUCAACAUAGCACAAAGCACUGUUUUGUUUAAUAAGAUAUAUAAUAUUUAAUUUUCCUUUCAUGAAAAUAAAUUUCCAAAGAAGAGAUAAAUAUUUCCAUUUGAUCACCUAUGAGGUUGUGCCACAUCACAUGUAAAUAAUAAAUGAGCACAUUUCUUUUUGGUAGAUCUUUGUGCUAAUUAAUGAAUGUGCAUUUUUAUUGUAACUGUGUAUGUUACAAAAUCAUUUGAAUUUUCUUUGCUUGAUCUUGUUGAAUGUUUUUGUUAGCAUCAUCAAGUUUAGUGUUUUUAUCAUAGUCGAUCCUUUAUGGCAUAUAUUUUAAGUUAUUUUGAAAGUUCAGUUUAUUGUUAUUGUUCUAAAGUUUUGUAAUGUUUCUUGCAUUGAAUUUUAGAAUUUUGUUGCAUUAUUUUGAAUUUCUUUGAUGGUUUGAGAUUUUUUAUUUGUAUUAAAAUGCAUAAAUGUUAUGUAUAUAUGACUGUAGCUUCGAACGGUAUUGUAUAAAAAGUAGAAAUAGGGCUCGAAGCAAUAUCUGGAUAUCAUUGUGUAUAUAAAAACAAAUAUAUUUAUGUAUUAAAAUUGCAGAAACAUGAAUUACUUUCUUCCUGAAAUUUCAUAUUUGUGUCAUAAUAAUCAUUGUUUAGCCGCACCUUCAAUCUAAUAUACAUAAGCAUUGAAAACAUAUUGACUCAUAUGAUUUUGUUACUGUUGUUUUCAUAUCAUCAUAAUUGUGCUGUAAGAUUUUAUUAGUUUGUGGUGUAUCAAAAUUUUUUAUUUCUUUCUUCUUUUUUUUUAAUGCAUUUUUUCCUUCAUUUUUAUUGUUUAUCUUCUUAAAAUUAUGAGAAUUUACCAAAUUUCUUUUUAAACUAAUUUUAGGAGCUAUUAAAUUAAAUUUGGAUUUGUGAAUUUCUUCUUAAUUCUCAAUUCAUAAAAAUUCAGAUCUCACCUUUUAACAAAGAUUUUUACUAAUUGCAAAUUUUAUUAAUCUCAUUAACUGAAAGAAAGAUUUAUAAAACCAUAUUAAGAAAUUGCAGAUUUUGUUUUAUUAUUCAAAUGCAUAAUUUCAAAUUGAAGCCUUUCAUUUUUAUUUGGCAUGAUUAUGAAAAAUUAUUUAAUAAACAAAUGUAAAUAAAUAUAUAUUAAACAUUUGAAUGUGAAGAGUGUCAACUGUUCUCCUUAGCUGUUUGUAAUUACAUUAAUAUUCAAACAAUCAGUAUUUAAUCUUGAAAUUUGACUGCUUGUCUAAAUAUUGAAUAGAAUAAUUCGGCAAAUUAUUUUAACUAAGGACCAACCAAUCUUAUGUAAAUAAUUUAUUUUUUAUCAAUUCUGGCUUUACAAUCAUGUUUGGGCACAAUGAAAUUUUGUCAGACAUGGCAGUUUUCGAAUCAGCCUAUUUCCUUCUAAAUAGGUAUAGUAGAUAUCUGAUAAACAAACAUUUUAUUUUUUAUUCUAAUGUUAUUUUCUAAAGAUGAGUGAAGUUGACGUUAAUGUAUUUCAAGAUAAUAAACACAUAUUCAAUGUAAAAGACGUAAGAUGCGUGCAUCAUUAUUAUUUAAUAAUUUAGAAUUUUAGGAAGAAUAUAUACUUUUUCAAAAACAGACUCCCUAGUAUAUGCGUAUUGAUUUUUAAUUUUAAAGUGUGUAAUUUUACUGUCGAUUUAUUUACUCAUGUUUCAUGCAUAGUUUUUAAACAUUUUUUACCUUCAUAGUAUUUUAUUGGCUUAUUACAUAAAGAAUUGCGCUUGUAUAUAUUAAGAUUUUAAUUCUCUCUUAAAUCUGUAGACCGAUUGUGUAGUAAUUUUGAUGGGACCAUUUAAAUGAAAGUUACAGAAGUAGCCAAUGCACAUUCUUCUCUCCCCCCCCCCUUAUCCUUAAAUCUCAAGUUUUGUUCAGAAAUUAUUAACUAUUAAUUAGAUUUAAUAUUUAAAUUGAAGUUUUAAAAAAACUAUUUAUCUCAUGUUAUUUAAUGAAUAUUUGAUAACAAAGAAAAUUUUAUUCUUUCAGCGUGGAAUUUCUUUAGCAAGCAUUUUAUCAAGAUUAAACAUUGCUCAGAUUACUAAAUAUGAAUGAUUGAAUUUUAUAUGAUUAAUAAUUAAUUAAAUAAAAAUUGUUUUAAUUGAGAUAUUUUUCUGAACAAGUAAAUGCGUGGUUCUAUAGUCCAUCUUGUCCAGUCAUUGAGUUUGUGGUAGAAUGCCAAUUUUGAGAAGAAAAUUUUCCAAGAAUUCCAAAUUUUCAUGCCAUCUGGAGGUGUGGAAGCUUGGGAAAUUGGAAUGUCAGAUAUCCUUGUUAUUUGAAUGUAAUCCUGAAUUGUUUGUCAUGAAAUAGCUCUUGUGUAACUUCAAAAUGGGAACUUAAUCUUGCUCAUUUCUAUCCACAUUUAGCCUUUGAGGAAUAUAAUUAAUGAAUAAUUUCAAUUAUAUCUAGAAGUUAUAUCUCAUUUUUAAGUGUAAUUUGUAUAAUCCCAUUAACUAUUAAUUAAGUAAACUUUUUUUAAAACAAAAAGCUUAUAAAUAUACUUUUAUGUUUCACAAGAUCUAAAGUAAACAGAUUUCUUAAAUUAGAGCACUUAGUAAAAUUGAAUAUUGUUUUGAAUUUCUUAUUCAGAAGUAUUAUUUGGUGUGCUGACAUAAGUGCUAGCUGUUCAGAAGUGCAACAUGAAGUAAUUAAAAAUUAAACCAACUUUCUGAUUUUAGUUCAUUCAUCAACAAACUAUAUUUCAUUGUAAUUCUUCCUUGUUGUAAGUAAACUCUUUUUUUACUUUUAUUUGCAAAUGUUAUAUUUUUCCGCUUAAAAUUUAACUAUCAAUAGUUGUCAGUGUUUUAGUUCUUUUACUUAGAUUCCAAAUCUUAGUGAUUUUAUUAUGUUUCAUUUUUAGAAACAGAUUCGUAAUGGGUUGGUUUAGUUUAGUUAGUUGUAUUAACGUUCCAUUUUAAAGCAACACUAGGGCUAUUUUGGGGCGGACCUCGUAAGUUUGAACCGCGCUCAGAUGACGAGAGCGACACUGAGCUGGCUACCCCCUUUCCACGCCACACCAGCGGGGGAUGUUUGGGCCAGACUGAUUUAACGUGCACCAGACCCGCUUACAUGGCGGUUCUUUGGUGGAAUCGGAUCUCGAACCUGAAACCCUCCAGUUCCGAAACCGAGAUCUUACCACCAGGCUAGUACUGGGUAAAUUAUUGACUACAAAUUGUUCCGAAAAAUGUAUACACACCUUGAAGAACUACUAUAAGAAGAAUCGAUUUGCAGAUGUAAAAGUUUAUGACUGACAUAAAUAUUAUGUUUUACUAAUUGUUUGAAAUAAUCAAAAUGUUAGUAAUUUUAUCCUGGCACUCUUAAUAAUGCUGAUAAAAAAACUUUCAAAUGCUGUAUCAUAAUUUCAGCUCAUGCUCUUCCAGUGGUUGUAUUUAGCGCAUUUAUAGUAUUAGUUAUAGUUAUUUCUUGACUGUAAACAUUGUUUUAAACACCCGCUCAAAAAGAAUCUGUGGCUGUCUUUAAUUCAUAGCUUGUAGUUAUUCUUUACUGUAAACAAUGUGUUUUGACUGUCCGUGUAAAAAGGAAUCCAUUGGGAGUUAGAUUUGAUGAGUGGUAGGGAAGAAUAAUGGUGUUUCUUCCUAUUCUUCACCAAGCUGUUUUCAUGAAAAUAAUUUGUUUAAUCCGUAGCUCAAAUUAAUUACAUGGUUUCUGAUAUUAAUUUUGAAUUAUAAAACUUAAGGUAUGUUUUAUUAACUUUCUCUUUAAUGAUUACUUAAGGUGUGUAUAAAUUUUUUUGGAAUAAUAUGUCGAUAAACAGUUUUUUUUAAACUUGUAUUCGUAAUAAAUAAAUGUUUUUGCAUUUUGUCAAGUAAUAAUAUAUUUUCAGAAUUGAUCUUUUAAUACUGUUAUUUUAUAAUAAAAGAACAGAAAUGGAUGUCGUUUAGCAUGUUAAUUGUAUUUUAGUAAUAAUCUUCCAGGAGAAUAUGUACUCACAUAUAUAGUGUUCCAUGUUUUUAGUACAAAAUUGUGCAUUACUCAUCAUGCGUGACAUACCUGUUUCUUCAUUUAGUGCUGGUCGAUUAAAUUGUAAAUAAAAUUGCAUAUUUGUAUUAUGUGUGUAAAAUAUUCAGCUUUAAUGAGAUUUAUAAAUAUUUUGUGUAAUAUCAGCUGCUUAACAUAGUAAAUAUCUUCCAAGUUUAAUAUAUGGCAGUACUGUUUAAA
Messenger RNA from Argiope bruennichi, 8163 nucleotides. RefSeq names its product MAU2 chromatid cohesion factor homolog (gene Mau2). Bases 140 to 1918 code for a protein of 592 amino acids. Gene Ontology annotation, molecular function: protein binding; double-stranded DNA binding. NCBI's taxonomy places the organism in Eukaryota, Metazoa, Arthropoda, Arachnida, Araneae, Araneidae. The transcript has 18 exons. Gene Ontology annotation, cellular component: chromatin; SMC loading complex. The record is from RefSeq and is a predicted model, not a curated record. Gene Ontology annotation, biological process: maintenance of mitotic sister chromatid cohesion; mitotic sister chromatid cohesion.